Molecule: messenger RNA, 907 nt
Organism: Dioscorea cayenensis subsp. rotundata (Guinea yam)
Lineage: Eukaryota; Viridiplantae; Streptophyta; Magnoliopsida; Dioscoreales; Dioscoreaceae
Exons: 1
Coding region: 153-689 (178 amino acids)
Source: RefSeq, a predicted model, not a curated record
CCUUUUCCUCCAUCUUCACUCCUUUCUCUCAUCCAUCAUUCCACCCCACUCUCCUCCUCCUCCUUCUCCUUCUCCUCCUUCUCUUCUCUCUCUCAAUCCCAUUACCAAAUCUCAAAGCUCUUCUUCUCUAUCCCUACAAUAAACCAUCAACCAUGAAAGAAACCAUAAGGUGCUGCAUCUCUUGCAUCCUCCCAUGCGGUGCUCUAGACGUCAUCCGCAUCGUCCAUGCAAAUGGCCGUGUUGAAGAGAUAAGCCAUGCAGUACGUGCCGCUGAUAUCUUACAAGAUUAUCCCAAACACGUUCUUCGGAAACCACCUUCUUCUUCUUCUUCUUUCUCUUCAUCCUCCUUCUCAGACUAUGAUGAUGAUGUUUCACAUCAUAAACCAAUCAUAGUCCCUCCAAACGCUGAGCUUCAAAGAGGAAAGAUUUACUUCCUCAUGCCGGUUGCCACCUCACCGGCGCCGGAGAAACAAAGAGUUCAUGGCAGGAGAAGGAGGAAGAAGAGAGAUGUGGAUGGUCAUGAUCAUGGUGUGAUGAAUGACAGAACUAGGCUUCUUGUUUCUGAUCAAUACUUGUCUGAGAUUUUGUCUGAGAAGGUGAUGUCUUCUCAGAGGGAUAGGAGAAGAGGAAGAGUUGCUGUUUGGAGACCUCACUUGGAGAGCAUCUCUGAAGCUUCUAAUGAUCUUUAAACUUAAAAGAUCCAUGCAUUUCUUCUUCUUCUUCUUCUUCAUUUCUCUCUUUUGUUUCUGCCUUUUGUACCUUUGUUAAUUUUUUUUUUUUUGUUCUUCUUGAUGUUCUUCAUGGUAUUUAUUCUGUAAAGACAGAUGAACAUUUUCUCUUCUUUGUAAUUUGGUUAACUUUAAACUUUCUCUUAAUGAAGUAGUCAGCAGUGUGUGUUUUUGUUUAA